UCAACCUUGCAUCAGACUUCGCAUGGCGUCACAAAACCGCCGUAAGUUUGUUGAUCUCCGGGAACUGCUUUGAGGAUCGCGUUGUUUUUCAAAGUAAAUCCUGUUGGAUUAAGCGAGUGCCUGUUCAUCAAGAGACGAAAAAUAUUCGAACAACAAGAAUUCAUAUAAUAUGAAUCGCUUGGACGAUCUCCCAGGCCUAAGUAAGGGACGGAAAACAUCUUACAUCGGGAUGAACGGUGGGCCAGAAACCGAUGACCAACAGCGACUUCGCUUUCAGGUUGAGUUGGAAUUUGUCCAAUGUCUCGCUAAUCCCAACUAUCUGAAUUUUCUGGGUCAGCGAGGAUAUUUCAAAGAUUCCACCUUCAUCAAUUACCUCAAGUAUCUACUUUACUGGAAGGAGCCAGAGUAUGCCAAAUACUUGAAGUACCCGAUGUGCCUCUAUUUUCUGGACUUACUACAGUACGAGCAUUUCCGACGUGAAGUUGUAAACGCUCAGUGCACAAAAUUCAUUGACGAUCAACAAAUAUUGCUGUGGCAGCAUUACACCAGACGCAGAACAAGGUUACUGCAAACAGCUGCAGAACAAACACAGCCCAAUAAUGCCCAAAACAACGGUAUGGUGCAGCCAAAAGUACCGUAGAGACUGUAAAAAAAACUUGUUACUUUAAUCUUAGACGGUAAAACACAUUGUUAAUAAUAUUUAACAACUUCAACUGUACAUUUUGUUCCUUUUUGUUCAUUCGUAUUAUUCCUCAUGUAAUGAAUACUUGUUUAAAUCAAAAUAAAGACUUCUUUUAUA
This is a messenger RNA of Diprion similis, 799 nucleotides long. RefSeq names its product mediator of RNA polymerase II transcription subunit 31 (gene MED31). Gene Ontology annotation, biological process: regulation of transcription by RNA polymerase II. Gene Ontology annotation, cellular component: mediator complex; core mediator complex. The transcript is spliced from 3 exons. The coding region runs from base 170 to 640 and encodes 156 amino acids. Lineage: Eukaryota; Metazoa; Arthropoda; Insecta; Hymenoptera; Diprionidae. The record is from RefSeq and is a predicted model, not a curated record. Gene Ontology annotation, molecular function: transcription coregulator activity.